This is a messenger RNA of Nanorana parkeri, 1035 nucleotides long. It is a transcript of the gene CIMIP2B, whose product is annotated as family with sequence similarity 166 member B. Bases 59 to 991 code for a protein of 310 amino acids. NCBI's taxonomy places the organism in Eukaryota, Metazoa, Chordata, Amphibia, Anura, Dicroglossidae. The transcript is spliced from 6 exons. The record is from RefSeq and is a predicted model, not a curated record.
UCCCGGCACAGUGACACCAGGGAGGGGGAACCUGCAGACGCCGAGGACCCCCCACAGCAUGGCAGCCACCUUUCCACCCAAAAUCAGCCCUAUGCUGAUGACCCCGGAACCCCAUUACAUCCCCGGGUAUGGCGGAUUUUGCCCUCAGUACAAGUACAACCUGGGCAAAACCUACGGGAAGCUGACCGCAGAUCUGCUGACCAGUCCGGAUAUCCAUCGCUCGGGACACCUGGUGCUACAGUCCUGUCCAUUCCCGCCACCGCGUUACAGCAGCCAUAUAGAAGGUCCGGAAGACAUCACCAAGAGGAGGAGACCCCGCCUAGGAGACAAGAAACUCUCAUGGAGUAUGAUCCCAGGAUACACAGGUUUCAUCCCCAGAUCGCAGAAGUUCUUCGCUAGGACCUAUGCUGAGACCACUCGGGACGCCCUGACGGACUUCCAGAAGGAUCAGCACCUUCAGGACAGCCAGAGGCAGGAGCAGAUACUGACCAGCAAGCUGCAGAGCGGACAGCAACUGCCCCACACUGAGCAAGAGAAGCAGCUCAUCACAGCCAAGUACCGGACUCCACUCCCUGCGCUGUCUAUGGAAGCAGCACCCUACGUCUCUCCCGGGGCCUACCAGAUCCAAGUGUCCCCCUACUACAUGGAGGAUGAGAACCCACAUAAGUACUUCAUCUCAGGUUACACCGGUUAUGUUCCUCGGUCUCGCUUCCUGAUUGGCACCUGCUAUCCCCUCACCACCAAUAGAGCUAUGCAAGAGUUUGGUCACAUGACCCUGAAGAAAAGCAUGAACGUUGGAGGCCAGUCAGAACCACGGGAGGGGAACAAGGAGCAGUCGGAUCAGGGUCACAUCUACAUGGAGGAAUUGGGUCUCCUGCCCCGCUACACAGGAUACGUGCCAGGCUACAAGUAUCAGUACGGACACACCUAUGGUCACCUUACCCAGAAUGCACUGGGCCAGAGCACCCUACAGAAGCAGCUGGUGAAUUAGGAGAAGAAGAAGAGCAGGAGACAUUGCGGCCAAUGUAGUUGACU